AUGGCCCCGAACGUUGACCCUGUCCGAUCCACCGCCACGAUCCUCUCGGUGGACCAAAUGCACAUCACCUCUGUUCUGUCCAACAGGUCGCAGAAAAUCCUCGUGGACCACCCCGUCGACAAGGACGAGGCGGUCAUUCUGGCCCUCGGUUACAAGCAGGAGUUCAAAAGAGAGUUUUCGCUUAUCACCACGUUCGGAGUCUCGUUUUCGGUGCUCGGUCUGCUUCCCUCGAUCGCGUCCACCUUGUGGUACUCGCUUGCCUACUCCGGCAACGCGGGCCUCACCUGGGCGUAUCUGGUGGGCAUGAUCGGAGUCAUGGCCGUUGCGUGCUCCAUGGCCGAGAUCUCAAGCGCAUUCCCGACUUCUGGUGGACUCUACUAUGCCACAGCUAUGCUUGCUCCGCCAGGCUACAAAGCUGUGCUCUCCUGGUUUGUCGGCUGGUCCAAUUACUUUGUGCAAGUGACGGGCGCUCCAUCUGUGGCAUACGGCUGUGCCAGCAUGAUUCUAGCGCUCAAGUCGCUCAAUGACCCAGACUAUUCUGCCACCAAUUGGCAAACGUAUCUGCUAACCUCGUGUCUGACGUUUUUCUGCUCCAUCAUCGCCUCGCUCCCUACCAAAUGGAUUGCCUGGAUCAAUUCCGGCUCCACCGCGCUCAACCUGCUCUUUUUGUUCAUCUCUUUCGUUAUUAUCCUUGGCGGCAACACCAGAAGCGACCAGGGGCUUCCCAAGUUCAACAACAACGACGCAGCCUGGGGAAUCACUAACUUCACUGAAUGGCCGAACGGGAUCUGUGUUCUGAUGAGUUUUAUGGCCGUGAUCUGGACGAUGUCUGGUUUCGACUCGCCAUUCCACCUUGCUGAAGAGUGUAGCAACGCCCAGUUGGCCACUCCGCGGGCCAUCGUGCUGACUGCGUCCGUGGGAGGCAUUCUCGGGUUCGUUUUCCAGCUUGCCAUGGCGUACACGAUCGUUGACGUUGAUGAUGCAGUCAACGACGAAUUGGGCCAGCCGUACGUUUCGUUUUUGGCGCAGAUCAUGACCAAAGAAAGAGUCAUCACGCUGACCGCGUUCGCCAUUGUUCUCUCUUUCACCAUGGCCUUUUCCUGUAUGAUUGCCGCGUCCAGAGUGCUAUUUUCGUACUCGAGAGACGGGUGUUUCCCGCUGUCUAGAGUUUGGUCGCACGUCAACACCACCACAAAGACUCCUGUCAACGCUGUGUGGGCCAACUGGUUCCUGGGCGAGCUGCUGCUACUACUCAUGUUUGGCGGCGAAACGCCGAUCGACGCCAUUUUCUCCGUCGGAGCAAUUGGCUCAUUUAUCUCCUUUACAGUGCCAACACUGCUCCGGAUCACCUAUGCCAGAAAUACGUUCCAGAAGGGCCCGUGGCACCUGGGCGCAUUUUCUAUUCCUUCCGGUGUGGUGGCCGUGUGUUUUGUGACGCUCAUGAUCCCAAUUCUGAACUUCCCGCAGUACAAAGGAGCUGAUAACACCCCAGAUAUGAUGAACUGGACGGUGCUGGUGUACUGGGGCUCGAUGUUCCUGUGUAUGGUGUGGUACGCCGUGUACGCUCACAAGGUCUACAAAGGGCCAAAGAGCAACCUCGACAAGGACCAGCUGGUCACGGACGAUGAGGACAACGUCAUCGAGGCGGUCACCUCAAAGGGCCAGGACGUGAGAUACUACGGAGAAAAAGCGUGA
This is a messenger RNA of Ogataea parapolymorpha DL-1, 1695 nucleotides long. RefSeq names its product putative polyamine transporter. Gene Ontology annotation, molecular function: transmembrane transporter activity. The record is from RefSeq and is a predicted model, not a curated record. Gene Ontology annotation, cellular component: membrane. NCBI's taxonomy places the organism in Eukaryota, Fungi, Ascomycota, Pichiomycetes, Pichiales, Pichiaceae. The transcript has a single exon. The coding region runs from base 1 to 1695 and encodes 564 amino acids. Gene Ontology annotation, biological process: transmembrane transport.